GGAAAAAAAAAAAAAAAAAAAAAAAAAAAAACAAGACAGGCUUCCCUAAAAAUGGAGGAAAAAUGAGUAAAAGUGUUAUUUAAUGCAAGAAAGUUGAUGGUAAGCCAGCAUGAGCGUUCUGGUCAGAAUUGGCCUUUUCAUAAAACCAAUAUAAAACAAAUGAUUAAAACUGCCUGAACAUAGUCAUGUAUGUUAUUUAUGAAGUGUUGGAUAACCUGUAUCCUGCGUCUCAAGCAUUAAGGGCUGGAAAAUGAAACCACCGCCCUCCUGCAACUGUGCAAGUCUAGAAAAUGGAAUGUUGGAUGAAUUUUAUUUGAUUACACUUUAUUGUCAUUGUACUAAACAAAACUAUUAGUGCCACUGAAUGUAAGGUGUGUAAUAAACACAUUAUACGCCCUAAACAAUCCACGCACUCUCAUUAGUAAAUGAUAGACAACGUGCAGCACAACCUCUCUAAAAUAUUUGUAGCCAAGCCAUCUACAAAUAAUUUCACAAUUAUUUGAGAAUGGAUAGAACAUUCAAGAACCAAGGUUACAGUUAAUUAUAGAACAAUAGUCUCACCAUUUUGGAGUUUUUCAAUGGAGAUACUAAUGUAUUUGUUAAUUUGAUUGCAUUGUGCAGAUAACAAAUGUGUAAAGGUUCAUCAUUUUUUAAACACGUCUUUGCACAAAACAUCGGCCCAAUACCAGUAUGAAGGUAUAUCGAGAUUUUUAUAAAACAUGUUUGUUUUUUGUUCUUUUGCUCAUACUGUUGCUGAGGUUUAAAACUGUUUCAAUCAGUGAUCCGAGUUUUUACUGUGCAGCUAGAGAUUAAAGUAAUACAUCGCUGCUCCUUUCUUAUCUUUGGGUGCAUACUCCUUAUCUGCUUCGGGUUAGUUACAUUAAACCACCGAUUCACAACAAAUGUCAUCUCUAGUUUUGUUUUACAGAAACACAGUCACAUUCAUUCAUUUUUGUUUGUGGUGAUAGUGGCUAGUUGAUGGCAUUGUGUUGUUAACUUUGCAGCAGUCCCUUUUGCUAAACAAGCAGCUAUUGCUCAGAUUCAGGCGUUUGGAGGAGACAGAUUAGAUGCGCACACACAAAAUGUAGAGGCACUGACUGUGGAGUACUAAAUGAAAAAGUUAAUACCAAGUGUAGUUUCUUCAGUGGCUUCAUGUAGGAGAGAAACACAGCUAAACACAGACACUAUGAUUCAGCUGCAAAAAAAUCUGUGCAAUAAUGGAAAAACAGACCCAGGCUCAGCAAUAGUUGCUUCAGUUCCUUUAUGUACAAGAUGAGGUCAAAAAGACAGGACCAACUAUUCAAAUAAUAGAAAAAAAUCUUUCUGAAUCUAACCUUCUUUCCCAUGCAUUUUCCUAAGUUUGUAACCUGUGCUCUGUGCUCAUUUGUAUCCUCCCCCUCAGCUCCUCUGACCAUGAGCCGGGCCGCGGUGAUAAGUUCUGAGCGGCAACGGGCAGCCGUGGAACCAAGGAGCAACAGCUGUUUGCCAAUGUCUGGUGAAAGCAUUGGUUUGGAGGCUUUGGCCUCACUGCAGGCGGGGUAUUUGGGAAAAGUUCAGGAAAGAGCUGCUUCACUGGAGGACUGUCCUUGGUGUAACUCCAAAGGGUUGACCUUUGCCCUACGCUCCUACCGGAUCAAUCUCCAGGAAUCCAUAACCCUCUGCACAAACCCACAGUGUCUUUUCCCGCUGGUUACUCGGCCCUUGGAGGAUGUUUUGGCUAGCCUAGCUCCUGUGGACCCUACGGUUGGGAACAAAAGGAAAAACGCCUUGGCUGUGGAAGACGUGAUUGAAUCUCCGCUCAAACGGCAGCGACUAAGCGAACAUGGCGAUCUCCGGCCACAGAGUGUUUCUUACGUGCCUGUCAGCUCUCUAGAGAAUUGCUCUUUAAACUCUGUGAUAAAUGGGCACAAAGGAAACCCAAACACUGGAAGUGAAAUAGGGAAUGGAUACCACAAGGAAAGUCCAGAUUUCAAGACAGCGGACUGGGACGACGGAGACGUUCAGGACAGGGAUGAUCCUGCUCCCCCUGCAUGCUCCAGUUCUGUUGGAUCGUCUUCAGACGUUUUGUUGGCUAGUAAUGGAGCAGAGCCCCCUUCUCCCUCUCCUCACCUUGUCUACCCGGAUGCAGCAAAGCAGAACAAUGUUCCACCAUUGAACACAUGUAGCAGAUCCACUUCCAGUCAGGCCAUUUAUCCAGAUUAUAUCAAAACCUCAUCGCCUCUAUGCAAUGAGCCGACAACGAAGGAAUCCCUCGAGGCGGACGUCUCCCCGUGUCGAGACGUUAACGGUUUCCGUUCAGAGAGUCGGGAUUCGUUGGACAAAUUUGUCUCUGUUCCAAAACAGCUUCUGUGGAGAAACAGCAACAACCUGUGCUGGCUGGACUCUCUGCUGGCUGUGUUGGUGAACUGUAAGAGCCUGAGAAAACUUCGACCUGAACGUCAGCCUCAGCGCUCGUCUGUGUGGCAACUGCUGAGAAAACAUGAAGACAUCUGUGCUGCAGUCCAGGAACAUCAGCAAACUGACAAAGAUGGUGUUCCCCGGGUGCCGAGUCACGUGCUGCAAAAAGCCCAUGUUGACCUACAGAGUCUCAGAAUGUCUGUUUUCAAGCUACUGCAACCCAAACUGCAAUGCAAACUGGGUCAGAGGGAAACUCCUGUUUUUGCCAUGCCUCUUCUGCUCAAGUUGGACUCCUGGGUGGAGCAUCUCUUCCAAGCAACUUUUCUCUGGGAGUUUAAGUGCAGCGCAUGCAAAGUUGUCACAAAAGAAAGGGUUGAAAAAACUCUCCCAACUUUCACAAAUAUUGUGUCUGAUUGGACUCCUCUCAAUGCAGCUCAUUUAGCUCCUUGUAAUGCAUGCAGCAAGAAGAACGAGAGGAGGACGAUGUCACUGGAGAGUGUACCUCCAGUGUUUGCACUGCACUUUGUAGAGGGGCUUCCUCACAACAACGUUAGGAACUACGCCUUCAGCUUCCAGGGGAAACGCUACUCAGUGACCGCCAUCAUCCAGUACAGCCAGCGACUCAACCACUUCAUCACCUGGAUGUACAAUGAGGAUGGAUCAUGGCUGGAGUAUGAUGAUUUAAAAAAUGCUUGUGAGACCCACCAGCACCUGCAGAUCCCCACUCAGGAAAUCCAUGUUGUCUUCUGGGAGGAGGAAGAGGAGACGCAGCCGUCCUUCUGCUCUCUGUCCAGCGUGUUGCUAGAACCUCUUCCAGCUGAGAUUGAAGCGGUUCCCAGUUUGAAAGACUUGAGCACAGAAGAAGUAUCAACACAACAAGCAGAAGACCCGAGUAGUCCUAUGAGGACUGAAAAUGUAGUUUCUUCUUUACCGGACAGCUCCGUCCCUGCAGCAGGGGGCAACUUGUGUCACAACACCGAUGCUCAGUCUGCGCCCAGCAGCAGCUCAUCUGAGUCAGAGUCGUCGAACAACUUGGUGAGUGAUCCCACGUUUGUGCCCAAUGCAAAAAAACGACAAAGCAGACCACCUAACCUUAGGAAAACCGUCGGCAGGCGGAAAGGUAAAAAAGCAGCUUCCUCCAAAGAUCCUCCGCCUGAACCCUCAGAGCUACCCGAACCCUCUGAGGCGCCCGAACCCUUGGAGCUGCCCGAAUCCGUUUGCCCUGCGCAAAGUAACACAGCUGCUGUUACAGAGCAGACAUCCGCGGUGUCUUCUAUUAACCUCUCCCCUCCACUCUUGACUCAGAAAGAUCGCUGGUCUUACAUACUAAGCAGACACCCUGUUAAUAAAGCUCAUAAAAACAUUUCACAUCCUCCUCCCACACAAAAUGGCGUAACAUCUGAAGUGAAGCCAUCUCAUCCCGACCCGGUGAAGAAGCCCCCAAUUCCUGCCAGAGUCCCCAGACCUCCGCUCAGUACAGAAGAACGUACGGGUCUCCCACCAAAAGCUGCAGAGAUGUACGGUGGCUUUGGUGCAAAGAAGCCCAACCCCGUCAUUCCUCCUCCAUCCUCUCCAGCUAUCCUAUCUGACCACCAUGCCCCUGUCACCUGGACGUCUGGUACGUCUCCUCUGCUCACUGAAAUAUCUUCAUUUAAAAAAACAAGAAGCUCAAAGAUUUCUUCAGGUCUUAGUGACACUGAAACCCUCAGAUACAAACUCUUGAAGAAGCUUAAAGCUAAGAAAAAGAAGCUGGCCAAGCUGAACCAGCUGCUGGGAACCGGAGGAGGAGCCCACUUCCGACCGGACAGCACCAACCUCAACUCUCCAAGCACCGUGAGCUCCAGCACCUACGACGGCUACGCCUCUUCUGACCUGUUGUCCCCGGCAAUGACAGCCAGCAGCCUUUCCCCGGACAGCACUGGCUUCCUGGAGAUGUUGGUUAGCGGGCAGGACGGGGCGAACCAGCUGGACUGUGUGGUUAGCGGUGCUGGAGCUGUGACUCCAACCAACUGUCAAACAACUCAGCAUGAAGGUCACAACUUCCUGGAGGAGUUUGAGUUUUUCUCGCAUUUCUUAUCCUGACGACAGAGAUUGAGGACGCUGGUGCACUUUAGCUUUUUACUUUUCAUUAACACUGAAGACUACAAGCACAGUUAACUGUAAGAACAUGAUGUGAGAUGGUUUUG
Messenger RNA from Poecilia latipinna (sailfin molly), 4583 nucleotides. It is a transcript of the gene uspl1, whose product is annotated as ubiquitin specific peptidase like 1. Lineage: Eukaryota; Metazoa; Chordata; Actinopteri; Cyprinodontiformes; Poeciliidae. Gene Ontology annotation, biological process: protein desumoylation; Cajal body organization. The record is from RefSeq and is a predicted model, not a curated record. Bases 1345 to 4479 code for a protein of 1044 amino acids. The transcript is spliced from 8 exons. Gene Ontology annotation, molecular function: SUMO binding. Gene Ontology annotation, cellular component: Cajal body.